Messenger RNA from Hibiscus syriacus, 1183 nucleotides. RefSeq lists its product as uncharacterized. The coding region runs from base 97 to 996 and encodes 299 amino acids. NCBI's taxonomy places the organism in Eukaryota, Viridiplantae, Streptophyta, Magnoliopsida, Malvales, Malvaceae. The transcript is spliced from 6 exons. The record is from RefSeq and is a predicted model, not a curated record. Gene Ontology annotation, cellular component: chloroplast.
GAUUCCAGAAAACCCACUGCGUUAAGCUUUCAAUUUCACAUAAAAAAAGUUGCAAUUUCUUCUAACCAAAUCAUCCACUGUUCGGCUUUGCCCAUAAUGGCUUUCAAUAGUUUCCCGAAGCUCUCGAUUCUUGCUGCUAUUGUCUCCUUAAUGUUAUCCCGCAACCUAUAUGAAGUCUCCGCCGCUACUGGUGGUCGGAUGGGCGGCUCUUCCUUCUCCGAAGAGAGCCCACCUUCUUCAAACCGGUAUGAUGAUCAUUAUUACGACCAUCAUCAUGAUCAUGAUCAUUAUCGUCAUCAUCACCACCAUCAUUCCCAGCCUGGUCUUUCGAGGAACGCCGAUCAAGAGACUGGUUCUACAUCGCCGGCUGUUUCUUACUUAAUUUUAACCAUUUUCGUUGGAGCAGCUUCGGCCAUAGUCUACCGUAGUGCUGCGGAAAAUAGAAUGACUGUUCUACAAGUUCAGGUUGGCUUAUCCGCAAAAGCCCGUUCGGUGCAAAAAGAACUCACUGAAAUUGCUUCGACAACAGACACUUCUACUGCAAAGGGCUGGAACUUCAUACUGCAGGAAACCAUAUCGUCAUUGCUUCAUCAUCCACAUUGUUAUCUUCAUGGCUAUUCAUCUGUAACUCAUCAUUGGAGCAUCGGAGGUGCUGAACAGCAAUUUCAACGAAUUUCCAAGGAAGAACGCCUUAAAUUUGACAUAGAGACGCUGGUAAACGUCAACAACAAUAAAAAGCAAAGAGUAGUUGUUUCAAAUGGUGACCAUACAAACAAGGACCGGAUAGUGGUAACAGUUCUAGUGGCUGCUCAAGGUGCAUACAAGCUGCCAGCAAUCAACACUACCGACGACAUGAAGGAGGCAUUGCAAUCUUUGGCAGAUAUCAGUUCCAGCAAAAUCAAGGGUGUAGAGGUGCUUUGGAGCCCACAAGAUGAGAAUGACUCACUGUCAAUUGAGGAAUUGCUUGAAAAUUACCCACAGUUGAAGAGAAUAUGAUGGCUCUCACUCUUUUUGUGAAGAUGUAAUAUUCUUUUAUAACCAGAAGGGGAAUGUGUUGGCCGGAGAUCGAAUGCUCGGGAUUUUAUUUCGACGGAAGUCAUUUUUGAAACUGCACCGCAUGCUCAGUUGACAGUAAUAUUUUUAUAUAUAAUGAUUUUGGUAAUAGUUGCAGAACAUUUGUAAU